Symbiodinium necroappetens is the source of this 4758-nucleotide messenger RNA. The record is from the annotation of a GenBank genome assembly. NCBI's taxonomy places the organism in Eukaryota, Dinophyceae, Suessiales, Symbiodiniaceae.
AUGGAGGAUCAGGGUCUUCAGGCAAUCGCGAAGACCGGGAAGAGCAACCAGUUCCUGACCCAGUUCGCAUCCAGGGGUUUAGAGUUGAUCCCACCCGACAUGUCUCAGGCGGAGGUACCAACAAGUCGGCCCCGGCAGCAGGACAGGCGGGGGCGACUCAUCGACUCCAUUGCUGGCGCCCGUGUCACUUCCAGGAAAACCAGUGUCCAUGUGGGUAGCCACAAGGUACUCGGUACUGAUCAUGAGCUCCUGUCGACCGAGUUGCUGUUUGGGGGCUUGAGAAGUCGCAGAAGACCAGACACUAAGCCGAGAGUGGUGGCGAAAGAGAUUCCCCCUAUCCUUGAUGUGAACCAACAGGAAAUGACGAGGCUGGCCAGGGAGCACACCAAGGUCAAAGGCGGAAGGGGAUAUCGGGAUCCUCCCUCGGUAAAGGCCUUGUUCGACAUGGCUAGGUUCAGCCGCGAAGCGGAGGAUUGGAAGAAGGCCUUCGCGGAAAGAAGGAAGGAGAAGAGAAACCACCAUGAGAGGCAGGUGCAGGAAGUGGCGCAGGGAGACUGGUCAGGGUUUAGAGGCCUCAAGAAAAAAAGGGCAGGUGACUGGGAGUGCCAUUUUGCGGAGUGUCAAGAUGGGGACCCACACAAAAGUAUUCAUGACCACCUUGAGGGGAUCUACGGUGACACACCUCCAGACCUCACGGACUUUGAGCCAGAGGGAUGCUUCGAACCCAUUCGACCGGAAGAACUGCACGAGGCGGUCCGACAGGGCAAACGAGGUAAAAGUGUCGGGGAGGAUGGGACUUCCCUGGAGUUGAUUGAGGGCAUCCUCGUGGCAGAAGGGGGCGAGAGCGCCAUCCUCAACUGGUUUAGCGACAUCCUCGAAUCGGGGUGCAUGCCUGAUGACUGGUUCACAGCCCUUAUGAUAAUUUUGCCAAAAGUUGCCCAGCCGGAGAAGCCCAAGCAAUUGAGAAAGCAGUCCACCGAUUACAUCCAUGCAGUCCAAAAACUUUUUGGUCUGGAACGCGAGUGGAAGUUCGGUUUAUGUUUCCUGAAAGUUGACCUGGAAAAAGCCUUUGACUGCGUAUCGAAGGAGUCCCUGAUGGCGUACAUUAAGUCUAAGAUUGGGCGGAGCUUCGAAGCGAGAUGCUGGCAAAAACUUCUUAGAACCUCGGAAGCACACCUCCACACCGCAUGGGGGGACUCCACUCUCCAGCUUCAUCAUGGCAUACGUCAGGGGGCUGUGGAGAGUCCGCUCUUUUUCACGAACCUAGCAGAAUGGACCCUGGAGGAGACGGCACGGAGGUUUUCUUGGCCUAGGGAGGACCCCCUCCUGAGAGGUCUAAGGAUCACAGAGCUAAUGUUCGUUGACGACGCGACCUUGUGGCAAACCUCGCUGCCUGAUCUCGCCCGAAGAGUCGAACAGUGGAUGACGGUGUUGAGGGAGAGCGGGCUUCGGAUCAACCUGGGCAAAUGCCAGUUGUACUGCUCUCCGCGCAACAGACAAGGGGGGAAACUGGUGGUGAGUGGGACGGAGCUGGUCAGUGACAACCACCUCAACAUCAUGGGGCUCAGGUUUGUGGUCAAUCAAACAACAUGUGAAGUUAUCUCCACACUCCUCACGAGAGCGAGAGACAAAUUCUGGGGGAGUUUCCAUCUUCUGGGAUCGCGAGCCCUCAACAGCUUCCAGUUGCAGCUUGUGGUCUUCAUGAUGGACCUGAAACGAGGCCAGGGUGAGGCUCUUUGGCGAGGAGGGCACAAGAGAUGGUCCACGUUGUGGGCUGAGCGAUUCUGGAUGAAUGGGGCAUGGUGGAAAGCGGAGCAGCAGAACCCCUACGGUGAGAGGCACACAGGGAAGUUUUAUGCUCGGUUCACUCUUGAAGAGGCCGAAAUGGAUGCAGUGGCAGGCAAAGUGAAGUGUACCUUGAAAGACACUGAGUUGCCCUCAGCUCAUGAGCCCCGAGACGUCGGAGAUGAUGCCACCUUUGAGAUAGAGCUGCUCUUCAGGCAGCUCGUGCAGGUCCAAGAACAGGACAUCGCAGGUGAAAUGGCCUGGCGACUCCGCCAACGGUUGGAGAGGCCGAGAGAGGAUGAGUUGGAAGACAGGCCCAGAGGGGGUGUGGACAUCCCGAUGGAGUGGAAUGACACCGUCUCGAUGUUGGAGGCUGGGGUGGUUGAAGCAGCCAAGGCCAGGGUCAGGACGACGAGCCCGGGGCCGGACAGCCCUGAGCAAGAUGACGUGUCGUCGCUGGUGGCCACCUGGGACGACACCUCUCGCCUACACCAGGAACCUGCCACAACGGACGAGGCCAUCGAUGCGUGGCUUGACAUCUUUGGGUUCGUGGAGCCGCCCACAGACAGUCUGCCGACAGUGUUGCCAGAGAGGCUUCAAGAAGACAUUCGAAGGAUGAUCCAGGGGAUGUCUGGUAGAGCCAUCGGGCUGCUGAGAAGGAGUUUGCCGCUGUGUCUCAAUGCGGUCCAAGACGAGGUGCUGGAGCUCCUCAGAACGGACCCUUCGUCCUCCUCCAGGGAGGGGGCUGGGUGUGCGGGUGUUGGACGGCAUGAGAACAGAGGCUCCAGGAGCUCCGGGGCGGCCUUGCCGGAAGAGGACAGACCAAGAGCUCGUGGCAGGGAGAGACCGAUUGUGAGAAGUCAUCCUGGGGCUGGAGGGCAUGAAGGACGAUCCACCUCCUCGAGGCCCCCUGGGACGGAGACUGCGGACAAUGACAUGGUGGAGGUUACCGUGGAUGACUCAGAUCACGAUAGCGACAGCACUCUGCGGAUGCAGCUGUCGACGUCCUCGCCUGCGACCAACACUAUGGGGCGAGUGUCAUCGAGACUAGAGAGGGAUUGUCUCGAGGCCAAGUCAGGGCAUGAGGAGGGCCCAAAAGGGGGUCCGAAAGAUCACUCGGAUGAAGAAAGUUUGGUACAGACAACAAGGCACUCGGAUUCCAGCUCCUCGUCCCCUCCCUCAGCUUCAUCGGAGAGCAAAGCCAGCUCCAUCGACACCUCGUCAUCACAGGACCCUGACGAGAGCCAACAGGUCUGGAAUAAACACAGAGGGGGCGAGCCAGGGCCUCGCCACAGUCAAGAGCGGGGCAGAGAUGAACACGUGGCAAGGCAGACGUGGUGGAUGGACUCCGUGAACGACCUGGUCCGUGGUGGCCCGGGAGAUCGUAUCAGCAGAAGUGUAUGGGAGAGCACGGCAGGGACUAUCAGGGCGAGGGAAGACGCGGAGUAUGCCAAGUUUGCAGAGGUCCUCCUCAGCCUGCUAGGGGGCCACCUCGACUUCCAGGGCAGGGGCAUGGAGCAACGACUUUGGCACAUGUACGAGACGGGUGACUUUGGUGAGACGGGGCCGAAAUCCAGGAAGCGUCCGUGGAGGGCCAAUAACAAGCCCUCCUGGGAGCUACCCCACCCUAUGGGGCUCAUGGCUGCGCAAAUGGUGACAGGGGAUCGCUAUUGGUGCAGAUGUGUGAGACUGGAAAGUGGCGAGAUAGUGGCGGUCAGAGAUGAGGCCAACACGGAUGAGACACGGCCUGCUGAAAUGCCAGGGGCUGGAGAUGAGGACAAGGAGGAUGAAGCCCUCAUGCAGACCUCCCUGACGAAGCUCCUGGGUCAUCAAAGUAGGACCAGGGUGGUCCUACAGGGACUCAACUUUAGGUUGAGCAACUUGGGCGGGGGCGAUGCAACCAGGAGGGCCAAGGCUUUGCUGGUCAGAUUGGCCCGCCAUUUCCGCAUCGAGCAGGACAACCGUGGAGCCCAACCGGAACUCGUACAAGACGCGGAAGCCAUCCUAGCAGGGCAUAUUGACCCCGAGCUGACCCAAGACUUCGGGAACUCGGAGGACUACGCCUUUGUGGAGGGCUGGUGGACUGACCUGGUGGGGGCUCUCAACAGAGACAUCCAUAUGGCCCCGCUUCAGACGAUUCAGUGUCUCUCGGAAAAAGAAGUCCAGGAGAUUGAGCACGACCAGGAAUCCCAGGAGGAGCAGAACAUGGCCCAAGAAGAGUGGGAGGAACACAUGCGGAGAAAGAAGAUGGAGGAGGAGGAAGUGGAGCAUACUCCGCAGGUUUCCUCAGCCAGGGAGUAUCAGCAGUGGGAAGACUGGGCUAUGUGGGAUGAGAUGCAGACGAAGCCGACGAGGAAGAGGAGAUUGCAGGUGGAAAUUCGGUGCGGAAGUUCCUCCUCCUCGUCCCGAGCGAUGGUUUCCUGUCCGGUGGGUGAGUGGGAUGGGAUGAGCGAACUCAACAUCCGCCUCAGAUUGUCGCCAGGGGAAGACGGAUCUGAGGUUGCCAACGAAGCGGACAAGCCUAAGACGGUGGCGGACAGUGAGGCGUCGACGCUCCUUGUGGAGGGCAUGGAUGACGGGGCUGCGAGGCCGCCCGCCUUGCAAUCGAUGGGUCCUCAAGCUUGGCAAGAGGGUGCGAGCAUUCCACCUACAACACUGGAUGGGAGCACUGGAAGUAGCAUGAUGGCAGCCACGUCUGGGGCAUCCUUGGGUACGACUCUGUCAUGGGGUGGGGCCGGGACUGCGGUGGAGGACACACUGGACCCCGUCACCCUAGCAGAGAUCGACGCUUAUGCAGAGCAACUUCGUUUGGAAUACCGUGAGCAAGCUCGUCGAGGAGAUGGGGAUGAAGCUGCGGGCUUUGAGGAGUUCCUGGUGACGAAAGCAGAGGGCUUCCUGGGUGAUGGAGGAGGUGGGGGUGGCGAACCGGGACAUGAUGACGAUCGUGCGAAGAUGAGAGGGGACUAUGAGUGA